Scleropages formosus (Asian bonytongue) is the source of this 2156-nucleotide messenger RNA. Its product is annotated as septin-5-like. Bases 267 to 1718 code for a protein of 483 amino acids. The record is from RefSeq and is a predicted model, not a curated record. Gene Ontology annotation, molecular function: GTP binding. NCBI's taxonomy places the organism in Eukaryota, Metazoa, Chordata, Actinopteri, Osteoglossiformes, Osteoglossidae. The transcript has 13 exons.
UCAUGCUAAAUGUUCCGUGGUCAGCGAGUGAUACAUCGCUCAUAAUCAUGUUUCGCAGGCAGUAGCGGAGCAGGGCCUCGUGCAGGUGCUCGUCGCGCGCUCACCCUGGACCAGCCUCGUGCCACCACUGGCAGUGGCUUCGGCGUGUUCCUAAUCUCCAUCUGCCGCUUAGUUUCCCACAACCAGCCAGGGAUUACAGACAGCAAAAAUAAAUAAAGACGCACAGCAGCGGCGCCUUCCCUCGAUCUGUGAGUGCGGAAUUCAGCAUGGAGAACAUGUCUGUGAAGUACAGGAAUUCGCUCUACAGUCACGAUGGCGAGUUUUCCAGCUUCUCCAUGGAUGACUCGGAUUCAGAGGUGGACCAUGCCCUGAAAGACUUCUCCCCAAGGCAUGGUCACCCAUUUUCCAGUCAUGAGCUGUCUGGAGACAAAGUAGUGGAAAACACCACCCGGCCCCACACUCCUGGGCCUCACACCUUUUUCCGCCAAAGCACAAGCAGAACUUCCAGAGACUCGUCUGUGGAGCCAGAGUCACUGCGAAGGUUCCAGUUGGGUUCUGUGGACCUGCCACUCAGCCCAUCACGGCCCAAGAGCCCCUGGGGCCGCUUUGACCCGUAUGACUCACCAGAGGAUCAAGACAAAGAAUAUAUAGGCUUUGCCACAUUGCCAAACCAGGUGCAUAGAAAGUCGGUGAAAAGGGGCUUUGAUUUCACAUUAAUGGUGGCAGGGGAGUCUGGCUUAGGGAAGUCCACUCUGGUCAACAGCCUCUUCCUCACAGACCUGUACAAAGACCGGAAGCUGCUUAAUGCUGAAGAAAGGAUCAUGCAGACGGUGGAGAUCACUAAGCACACAGUUGACAUUGAGGAGAAGGGAGUGAGGCUGAGACUUACCAUCGUGGACACGCCUGGCUUUGGAGAUGCAGUUAACAACACACAGUGCUGGAGGACAGUGACAGACUAUAUUGACCAGCAGUUUGAGCAGUACUUUAGGGAUGAGAGUGGCCUGAACCGCAAGAACAUUCAAGACAACUGUGUGCACUGUUGUCUCUAUUUCAUCUCACCGUUUGGCCAUGGUCUCAGGCCCCUGGAUGUAGAGUUCAUGAAGGCUGUACAUGAGAAGGUGAACAUUAUACCGGUUCUGGCCAAAGCUGAUAGUCUCACUCCUUCUGAGAUCAGGGUCAAGAAAAUCAGGAUACGAGAUGAGAUGGACCAGUUUGGAAUCAAGAUCUACCAUUUCCCAGACUGUGACUCGGACUCUGAUGAAGACUUCAGACAGCAUGAUCAGGAGCUAAGGGACAGCAUCCCCUUCGCCGUUAUUGGCAGCAAUUCUGUGGUGGAAGCCAAGGGGAGGCGAGUCCGAGGGCGUCUUUACCCCUGGGGCAUUGUGGAAGUGGAAAACCCUGCUCACAGUGACUUCUUGAUGCUGCGGAACAUGCUGGUGCGCACUCACAUGCAAGACCUGAAGGAUGUUACCAGGGAGAUACACUAUGAGAAUUACCGCGUGCAGUGCAUCCAAAACAUGACACGUAUGGCAGUGAAAGAGAGGAGACGCAAGCUAACACGGGGCAGUGGCAUUGACUUCCCCAUUCCCCUGGCAUCGGUAUCCAUGGACAGUGACACCGAACGCCUCAUUUGGGAGAAGGACGAGGAGCUCAGGCGAAUGCAGGAAGUUCUCCAAAGGAUCCAGGACCAGAUGCUGGGGCAGAAGGAGGGGUACUGACCUCUGCCACACAGACUUGUCUUUCAGUUUCUUGAGAGAACAGUAAGAAAAUGGUUGCCGAAAUAACAAAAACGAAGCUGUAAUGAUCCUUCAGCAGAUGGCCUUCUCUUUGCUUUGUUGGGCACUACUGUGCUUAUGGAAUGUGUGUGCAUUCAGUGUCAGGGUGUUAGCUGUCCACAUUAAACCACUGCAAGUGUGCACGGCGUUGCAAAAGCAAAAACUGAGCAACAGUGUAACAACCUGUAGAGCAGAAAACACCUAGAAAAGGGAAUACAUUUGAAAAUAGUUGAAAAAUUCCUGAAUGGCCUAUCUGUCUGAAACAGUUUGUAACUACACAAGAAUUGGUGUUAGUAGUGUUUGUCUGUUAAUGCUAAUAUUAUGAUAAACACUUUUUAUUUUGAAUUUUUACUCUUCACUAGAAAAUAAAUUUGCAAGAAA